Messenger RNA from Nerophis lumbriciformis (worm pipefish), 732 nucleotides. NCBI's taxonomy places the organism in Eukaryota, Metazoa, Chordata, Actinopteri, Syngnathiformes, Syngnathidae. The record is from RefSeq and is a predicted model, not a curated record.
AUGGCCAGGCCGGAACAGGUUCUGCUCUUGGAGCCUCAGCACGAACUGAAAUUCCGAGGUCCAUUCUCUGACGUGGUCACCACCAAUCUCAAGCUCGCCAACCCUACAGACCGGAAUGUGUGUUUUAAGGUGAAGACCACCGCUCCACGCCGGUACUGCGUGCGGCCAAAUAGCGGAAUCAUCGAUGCGGGCACUUCCAUCAAUGUAUCGGUCAUGCUGCAGCCUUUUGAUUACGACCCCAACGAAAAGAGCAAACACAAGUUCAUGGUUCAGUCCAUGCUAGCGCCCCCGGACAUGACCGACAUGGAGGGUGUGUGGAAGGAGGCGAAGCCAGAGGAGCUGAUGGACUCCAAGUUGAGGUGUGUUUUUGAGAUGCCAGCAGAGAACGAAAAAACACACGACAUGGAGUCCAACAAGAUAAUGUCGUCCAGCUUGCUGAAGUCCGAGUCCUCCUCACUGCCGUCCAAGUCUAUGAGCUCCACCCUGGAUGACGGCGAGGUGAAGAAGAUCAUGGAGGAGUGCAAGAGGCUCCAGAUGGAGGCUCAGAGGCUACGGGAAGAGAACAAACAAAUAAGGGAGGACGACGGCCUGCGGAUGAGGAAGAGCAACGUGAUGUCCUCCCAGCACUCCUCGGCCAUCCUGAAAAAAGACGAAGGCCUGAGCGCCCGCACGGCCGCACUCUACAUCCUCUUCUUUUUGGUGGGCGUCAUUGUGGGCAAAUUGGUCUUGUAG